GGCCAAUGGUCACCUUGGAAGGAUUCGAGCUGGUCACACUGACAAUAAAACGAGCAUUUUUGGAAAAAUUGACGGUUGGACUACGACUGAUACACAAAAUGUCCGAGGAAACACUUGCAGGAGUGCCAUCGGUGCACAUCAGCCCAGAGGGCAUCUUUAAAUACAUCCUGAUCAAUGUCACCGAUAGCGGCGAUGCCUCCAAGGCGGUGGUUCGAGGUUUCUCGGAUUGCGAGUGGCAUGCCGACAUCUUCGAUCGUGAGGAGAAGGUCUUCAAAAAGCUGGGACUUCGGGCCGAAUGUCCAGGUGGCGGACGCAUAGAGCACAAUCCCGAGAAGAAGUACCUGAAGGUGUACGGAUACUCACAGGGCUUUGGAAAAGCGGAUCACGCUCAGUCCAAACGAAUCCUGGCUACCAAAUACCCGGAUUAUACAAUCGAAAUAUCGGAUGAUGGAUAUUAGCUGUCAUCAGAUGGAGGACACAAACUCUAUAUCCUAAAAAAGAAAACUACCUAUUGGCUAUGGUCCCAUGUGCCAUGAUUUUUAUGAAAAUGGCAUUUCCAAUUUAAAAAUAUACCUUAAAAAACAGUUGUUCAGUAGCUGUGCAGCUGCUCAUACUAAACCUUUUUGGAUCUAAAUUAUUUAAAUUGUAUAAGUAUUAAACUUCUAUACCCUUUGGAGAAAUAAAAUGAAAUUGCUUAA
Molecule: messenger RNA, 698 nt
Organism: Drosophila rhopaloa
Lineage: Eukaryota; Metazoa; Arthropoda; Insecta; Diptera; Drosophilidae
Product: sex-regulated protein janus-A
Exons: 4
Coding region: 6-458 (150 amino acids)
Biological process (GO): peptidyl-histidine dephosphorylation
Cellular component (GO): cytosol
Molecular function (GO): protein histidine phosphatase activity
Source: RefSeq, a predicted model, not a curated record